AAUGUGGGGACAAUUUGCCUGACACCCCUUCUCUUGCUGGCAGCGGAGCACAUGGCCCAAGCGGUUCUGCUUCCAGAACAAGUCCCUCGGAGCAGCCUGCUGGUUCCCAACUGAUCCCCAUUCCCCCUGUAGUUGAAAUCCCAGAGGGAAAUGUGGAAGCCUCGCACUCCUUUGAUGCGGAGGAAGUUGAUGUGGGGGCUCUUGUUCACAGAAGUGGGCGCUCCAGUGCUGGUGAUGCCGCUGGCUCCCGCGAAGAAGAUAUCCAAGUCGUGGAUAUUACCGAUGAGGUUCCUUCGCCUGAUUCGGCUCCAGAUGCCACCCUUGCUGAUCUUACGAAGAAGCGGAAGAGAGGUUCCCUGAUCUCUAUGGGUGAGAAGGAGAGACAGGAAAGCCUGAAAAAGACUGGCAAGUCCUCAGAGCCAGCGAGGAGGUCUGCUGGUGGUGUGAAGAUUCUCACUCCUGCUGGGGACAAGGGCAAAGGACCAGCGAAGAAGUCAACUGGUAGUUCCAAGGCUCUCCCCUCUGCCGGUGGAAAGGGUAAGGGCAAAGCUGUGGUGCCCUCGACUGACGAACCAGAGGAUCUUGUUCCUGGGCCGAUUUCGAGUUUAUCGGGGCAGGAAUUGAUUGACGCCUUGAUAGCUCGUGUCCACUCGAAGGACCAAGAGAAAAUGGUGAAGCUGACCCGACCGGCUUUAGCUACUCAGCUCUGCCGGUUGGCUCUUCAGGUGGAGUCAGGGAUGUGGGGGGCUGUUAAGUGCCUUCAUGACUACGAGACGGCUGAGAAAGAACGGGAGAAGGAACAGGCGGACAUCGCCAAGCGUGAUGAUGAUGUCGCCGGGGUAGUAGAGCGUCUGAGUAAAGCUGAAGCGGAGAUCGCUGAUUUGAAAGAUAAAUUAGCUCAGGUGGAGGUGGAGAGAGCGUCCUUGGCCUCCGAGUUGUCGAGAGCCACAAAGGAGAGCCACGAAAGCUUAGCCAGGUUCAAAGCUGGUUAUGAAAGAGACUACAGGGAAGCCAGGCGGGGUUGGAAGAGGAUACUUGUGGAAGCUCAGAACCGCGCGUUCGUUCUGGGGGCUCGAGAUCAACGCCUGGAGUAUUUCUUGUCUCCGUGGGGUCAACAUUUCCUGGGGUUGAUGCUGGAAGGUACUCUGGAGGCUUUCAAAAAGACCCCCGAGUACUUGGUGGAUUUUGGACCCCUCUUUGCUUAUGUGAUAGAGCAAACAGCUUCCAAGGCAUUGGAGAUGGCGGGGGCCACCCCGGAGCAACUUGCCACUUUGAAUUUCAAAGCCUUGAUGGAUAACCUCCAGGAUGAGGAGAUAAAUAAGCGGAUGGGGAUCCCUGCGCAUUCUCCAGAGAAGCCAGAGUGGUGGUACCCGGUGCUAGAGAAAGCCAUUCCCUAUUUUUCUCUUGGGAUUGGAUCUGACUUGCUACCUUCUGCUCCCCUAUAUGCGCCUGCGUUCUCUGCUACCCUGGCGCGCUUUGUGAACCGGCUGCGGGAUCCCUCUGGCGAAAGUUCUCGAACAUUUUCUCAGUUCGGCCUGGAGCCUCCCCUGCCCUCUGACUUAACGGCUUCUGCCUUCACCGACUCUGCCUCUUCCUCUGCCGCGGUGGAACAGCUGUUCAACCUGUACCAGAAUGAGGAUCUGUAUGUGCAGGAGGCUGCACCGUUGUUGGAUUUGGGAGUUCGUCUUCCCCAAGCGAAGGAGACUGGCCUGUUGCCCGUGUUCUCAGAGAAAACUAUUUCGGGUCAUGCUUCUGCAAGUGGUGUUCCUUCCCGGGCUCCCUCUGCCUCUGCUCCCGUCUCCUCUGCUGUUGCCCAAGCUGCCCCUGUUCCUCCCUCUUGAUGUUUCCCCUUUCUCUCCUGACUUUACCAAAAGAGAAUUUUGUAACUCUUUAAUUUGUACCAAUUAAACACUUACCGCCGGUUUUUGAUGUACAGCUUUGCUUCUUGAGCGUGCUUUAAUGAAAUUUCGUUCACC
Messenger RNA from Salvia miltiorrhiza (redroot sage), 1976 nucleotides. RefSeq lists its product as uncharacterized. The coding region runs from base 366 to 1841 and encodes 491 amino acids. NCBI's taxonomy places the organism in Eukaryota, Viridiplantae, Streptophyta, Magnoliopsida, Lamiales, Lamiaceae. The record is from RefSeq and is a predicted model, not a curated record. The transcript has 2 exons.